Mytilus trossulus (common blue mussel) is the source of this 1548-nucleotide messenger RNA. RefSeq lists its product as uncharacterized. NCBI's taxonomy places the organism in Eukaryota, Metazoa, Mollusca, Bivalvia, Mytilida, Mytilidae. The record is from RefSeq and is a predicted model, not a curated record. Bases 119 to 1177 code for a protein of 352 amino acids. The transcript has 5 exons.
GUCAAGUAUAAACUUCACAAUUAGUAUAUCACAGGUUACCUUGGUAGAAAACAAUGAGUUACACUGCGGAAAUAACUUAAAUUGUUUUUAAAUAUUCAUAAAAUUGUAAGCAGGGAAGAUGGAACAAGGAUUGUUUUUUGCUGGGAAUCGUUAUGGCGUUGUUCCAGAUAAAACGAAAGACAUAUAUUGGAAAAGGAAACUAGAAAUCAUUAAAAACAUGAAAACAUCCGUUAAAGAUAACAAGAAGAUUUUGAAUAUUGCAGUAUUAGGUGUUGCUGGUUGUGGAAAAAGUUCGUUCGUUAACACAGCAAUAACAAGCCUCAGAGAAGAUAAAUGGAGAUUGUAUUCAAAAGCUCGAAAAAACAGCUCGGAUGAGAGCAACAGCUCGGAUGAGAGCAGUAUUACACAACCUUUUACAAGUUUCAAGGCUUCUAAUUAUUUCAAAGAAGAACCUAAUGUAUGGUUUCCAACAUUUAUCGAUGUCAAUGGUUUGGAAAAUGAUAAUGGUGACUUCAACAAGGCGUUGUUGAGAGCAUUAUUUGACGGCAAAAUUAGAGAGGGAGAAGAUCUUAAUCGGCUUUAUGACUUGUUUAAGGGCAAUACAGAUAAUAAUCGUCAUAGUUGUUUUGAAAAUGAAAUUUCCAAACGUUCGGAAUAUCUAAAAAUAGAUCGAAUUAUUGUUGUAACAUCAGGAGACCCCAGUGCACCUUUACCAACACAUUUAUUUAGAUGCAUAAGGACAGUGGCAAACUAUGUUAGAGAAAUUCCAAUAUUUGGAGUGAUGACAAAGAAAGAUAGGUUCAAAGAAGAUACGGAAAUCCUUAGAAGAAUUGAUGAUUUUCUGUGUCAUUUGGGAAUAACCAUGGAUAGUUUCAAAUGGAUAGCAAACUAUUGCCCUGAUAUUAAGAGAGUAUUUCAAAUGAACUAUCAUUUGACAGUAUUUCCAUACAUUGAUGUCCCCGUAUUGUGUUUCCUUACGCAGGUGAUCAGUCCGAAAAUGAGAACUUACGAUCAUCCACCAUCUCCAUUGGAAGACUCAGUCUGGCUUCGUUUACUCAAAACAAUCAUCAUUAACGUACCAUAUUAUGUCGGUUGGUUCUUUUGUCUGAUAUUCUUGUUGAUCAUGUACUAUAUGAUAUGUGAUUGCUUUGGUAGUUUUUUAUCACCAAAAAAAUGAUCUCUGUGCUGAGUAUGAGACACAAAUCGAAGGUUAUAACUUUACAUUGUCAACUGUCAACUAUGUUUAAAAUGAAACCAGUGUCUUCGAAGUCAUACUCUGUAUAAUUUUUCCAAUAUAUUUUUCCCUUUUCUUAUUUCAUAUUGUGAGAAAGUUAUGCACAAUGAGUUUACAUAAAUGUUUAUUAUUUCGAAAGUCUAUUUCCUAGACGUAUUUAUAUCUAUAUUUAAAAACCUAAUUAUACAUUGGCUACUGCUAUGGUAAAAACAAAGGGUCUGUUUCUGUGACAUUAUUUGUAUAUGAUAACAAGCAAGUGCGUUACUACAAGGUAUUUAAAUUAUUUCUCAGAAAUAAAUGGACAAAACAUUUAA